This is a messenger RNA of Ectocarpus sp. CCAP 1310/34, 302 nucleotides long. The record is from the annotation of a GenBank genome assembly. NCBI's taxonomy places the organism in Eukaryota, Phaeophyceae, Ectocarpales, Ectocarpaceae.
UUUGGUGUAAAGGGGAUCGUGACGCCCUUUUUCCGCCGUGAGUAAGGGGCGAGACCGGCCACAUGCAGGCUGGAAAGUUUGCUCAUCGUGCCGGUCGUACGAGCACCGAAGUGAUCGAAUCCGGGAUGAUUGAUAAGAGGUACAGAUCGUCCUACCGGAACGCCAACCAAAUCGUGGAGGAAGGGUGACGGUUAAGGCCUUCGAAGGCCAGCAACAUCUACUUCGAGCAGCACACUUCCGAUUCUCUCUGGUGUCCGAUAAGCGGCAGGAGUGACGCGAAGAGGCGGCGAUGAUCGCUGGGG